GCGGUUCACACAAACAUAGAACAAGUCCAUGGAUGAAGACAAGGCCUAUUUUUACUGAGUCAUGGAAUACAUCUUAUACCCGCUACUGCUCCUUAUUUUCAAUGUUUCAGAUGUGCUGGGUGUUCUGUGUAGCAGAAAGACCUACUCCUACUACUCCAGCACCACCUACUUCACCUGUACUUAUGGCUGCUGCGGUUCCUCCAGUACCAGAUACUGCUGCUCCAGAUCUGCUGUCAGCGUUCGGUUAACCGGGGGCAGCACAGCUGGUAUUGUUGUCGGUGUCCUCUUCAUCAUCUUCUGCAUCGUCAUCGUCGCUUACCUCUGUAAGAGGAAGCGGUACCACGGGAGCAUGAUGAGGCCAGGUGCUGUCGGACCGCAAACAGUUCAAACUGUGCACGUCUCACAUACUUCAGGUGCAAUGAUGGGCCCACCCCGUCAGAGUUACCCGCCUAUGUAUCAACCCCCUGCAUAUGGUCAAGCAGUGAUGUACCCUCAGCCUGCACCAGCGAUGCGCCACCCGCAACCGCCGCAACCAAUGCAUUCUGCACCCUUGGACCCAGGCUACGUGCCCCCAGCUCCAUUGUACAGCGCCCCACCCCCAAUGUACAAUGCACCUCCUCCAGCCUACAGUCAGGUACAAAGUUACCCCCCGGGACAGUACCCUCCAACAAAACAAUAGGACACAACAAUAGGACAUCUCUCAAAAUCAAAAUUAUAACUUGUCAUGAUUUUAAGAGCCCUGGGCAUUAUAGGUCAGCCAUUGGGACGGUACCGGUUAAAUAAUCGCAAUUACAAACGAAUAUUUAUAUUUAUGAUGGGCAUGAAAUUCUACAUGGACAUAACAGUUUAGGAUGUCUGCUGGUGAGGCUUUGUGUUUAAAGUGCAUCUAGGUCUGUGCAUUUAACAGGAUGCUACGUAACUACGAUGAUGCGUUAAAUCAUUGUAGAUUUGUAGCAGUGCAGACCACAUUUAUGACAGAGCUCGUAUUAUUCACAACAGAUAGAUGUGACGGUAGUGGAACUGCAACAUUCUUUAGCCAACAUGCAUGACGGUCUUUCAUAAUCACCUUUGUUACUGAAAUGCCACUGUGCAUCAACAAUGGUGAAAACAUGGCUAAGUGAAUGCACACUACGUUAAGGAAAUUAUAAAGAUUGUGGUCAACAGAAGUUGUAUCUGAAUAUUGUUCACAUACUUUGAAAUAUCAAGUGCUAUAAUUUAUACGCCCAUUAUUAUUAUUAAGAUAUUAUGCCUAAACAUGCUGCCAUGAUAAAGUUUUAAUUAGCAACGGAGUGCAGAGCGAUCCCUUACUACUUUCCAAUUUAAAACUACCUCCCUUAAAAUGUAAAUGUAUCUAAAUGCAGACCCACAGCUGUAAAUAUGCUUGUAAUCAUCCACGCAUUCUUGUAUUUGUCGCGGUGUGUUUCGAGUUGCGUAAUGCCUUUGGAUGUCCUUUUUUAGCAUACAUCCCCGACUUUGUCCAUGAUAAAAUGGCCCUUUAAGGAUUGAGUCAAUCUCAAAAUUCGUGCAUAUUUCAUGUAGGCAAAAAUUGGAAAUUUCGUUUUCUUCUUUUACCUUGAAAUGUUGUUGAUUAUGUUCAUAGUAUUCUGAAUAUCCAAAACAUAAUUUAUGCAAACUUAACGACGUUUUAUUUUUCAUAUUUUA
Messenger RNA from Haliotis rubra (blacklip abalone), 1662 nucleotides. Its product is annotated as cysteine and tyrosine-rich protein 1-like. The transcript is spliced from 4 exons. NCBI's taxonomy places the organism in Eukaryota, Metazoa, Mollusca, Gastropoda, Lepetellida, Haliotidae. The coding region runs from base 62 to 679 and encodes 205 amino acids. The record is from RefSeq and is a predicted model, not a curated record.